GUCGUGCUCGCGCACAAAGAGUUGUACACAGUUAAAAUGGCGUCGGGAGCCAUUUCAGCGGAGACUAAGAAGAUUACAGAUUUGCGCGUAGUAGACUUAAAAUCAGAACUCAAACGACGAAAUCUGGAUGUUACCGGGGUGAAAAAUACGCUUGUAGCCAGGCUGAAACAGGCUAUAGAAGAUGAAGGUGGAGAUCCAGACUACGUUGAGAUUGCUGAUACGCCCACAAGAAAAUCCACCAAAUCUAAAGGAAAGAAGACAGACCUGGAUGCUGAUGCCGCCAUGGAGGAGGAAUCCUUCUCUAAGGAGACUGAGGAAGAGGAAUCAGAGAAAGAUGUAACCGAUACUGAUGAUGCUACUCGUGAAAAUUCUAAAACCCUCUCCUGUGAAGAUGGCCCUGCAGAGCCUGAGGCUGAGGCAGGGGUGGAGCCUGAUCUUGAGGUUGAGGCAGAGGUGGAACCAGAGCCUGAGCCUGAACCAGAGGCUGAACCCGAACCAGAGCCCGAACAAGAACCUGAACCCGAGCCUGAACCUGAGCCACAAAUCGAGCCUGAUGCAGAGAUUGAGGCAGAGCUCGAAGUCCCUGCGAUGGAGGCCAUGGAAAGCGAACCUGCUCCUGAGCCUGUGAAAGAAGUUGAUGAUGACAAUAUAUCCGUCACCAUCCAGGCCGAAGACGCCAUCACACUGGAUGUGGAUGGCGACGACCUCCUGGAAACAGGUAAACAUGUGAAACUUCCAGAUUCUGAGGCAGACAAGGGCUGCGAAGAAGCCGAGGCCUCUGCUGAGAUGGGGCAGGAGACCGACUCGCUGGCCGAAGCCAAAGAUGGCCACAAAGAUGGUAAGCGAGAUGACGGGCCGAAGUCUGACGCCACCAAGAAGGACAACAGGGAGGCCUCGAAGAAAGGAGAAACGGGAGACAAGGAAAAGGAUUCUGGGAAGAAAGGCCCCUCUUCAACUGGGCCAACAGGUCAAGCAAAGAGCUCUUCAAAAGACAGAGAUGGAAAAACGACGAAGGAUGAUAAAGGUGGCAGUAGCAGUACCAGCUCUUCACGUAAUCUGUGGGUGAGUGGCCUGUCCUCCAACACCAAAGCAGCUGACCUAAAGAACCUCUUUGGCAAAUAUGGAAAGGUUUUUAGUGCCAAAGUGGUCACCAACGCUCGUAGCCCAGGAGCCAAGUGUUACGGUUUAGUCACCAUGUCAUCCAGUGCAGAAGUGACAAGAUGCAUCUCUCACUUGGAUCGCACAGAGCUCCACGGACAGCAGAUAUCUGUGGACAGGGUGAAAACUGACCCUUUCAAAAAGGACUUUUCGAAGAAAGAGGGGGAAGACAAGACGAGUUCCAGUAAAACAUCUGGAGAAAAGCGCACUCCGACUGGAUCAAAAACCUCUAGCAAGACUCAAGUUUCAUCUAAGAAGGAGGAGAAAAAAUCUGAUAAACCCUCUGAGAAGGACAGCAAAGAUGCAAAAAAGCCAGAUUCCAAGAGCAACAAAUCUGAUGGACCAUCUUCCAGCUCAGGAGCAGAUACAUCUAAGAAAGACGAAAAGAAGCAUGGACGAAAGAGUCCAGGCAAGAUGGUAGUGGAACAAACUAAAAGAGAGCAACCGUUCAAUAAAUCUCGACCUCCUUUCAGAAGGGGAGGGAGGUUUGAAAAGCCUGGCCCAUUCAAUACAAUGAACAGACGGCCCAGAUGGUUAAUACCACCUGAGGAGAUGGAGAUGAUAAGAAAGGGGAGGCCCAUGCCCAACAAAGGUGGCAACAAUGACAUCCUUCCGUUUGAGAAGAUAAAGGAGCAACGACUGCGGAUGGAACGAGCUCGCAGGGCUGUGGAGCUGCGCAGACGACGAGAGAUUGCAGAGAGGGAGCGUCGGGAAAGGGAGCGGAUCCGUAUUAUGCGUGAGCGGGAGGAGAGGGAAAAUCUGAUGAGAGAGCGGCAGAGGCUGGAAGUGGAAAGACAGAAACUUGAGCGUGAACGCAUGGAGAGAGAGAGAUUGGAACGGGAGAGGAUCCGCAUUGAGCAGGAGCGACGCAAGGAAGCGGAGCGCUUGGCUCGCGAACGUGAGGAGCUUAGACGGCAGCAGGAGCAGCUGCGUUUCGAACAGGAGAAACGAAACAACUUAAAGAGGGGGCGUGAUGUUGACCAGAGGAGGGAGGACCCUUACUGGAAUGGUGGUAAAAAGAUGCAUACCGACCCUGCCGGAAGGAUCGGUCAGGGUUCCGACUAUAACAGUCGACAACAAAACCGCUUUAACGACUUCAACCCCAGAGACCGAAAUCGGUACCCUCCGGCAUCAUCUGUGCAGUCUAACAACUUUGAUAGACGGAACCGUUUUGACAACGAACCCGAUUCAAAAAAGAGUCGUCCCGCUCCGCGUCGGGAAGGAUCUGGGUUUGAGCGUUUCCCUAAAAACUUUGAAACUGUGAGAAGACCGGAACCACCACCUCCCCGCGCAGAGCUCAGGGACAGUGAUCGGCGAGAAAUUCGUGACCGUGAUGAACGCAGGCCAGCGACCAUGCCUGAUCGAACGGCGGGAGGCAGAGCGCCACCUCCACCUAUCGCUCACACCCGAUCCCCCAGAGAUGCCGGCCAUGCUAACUGGAAACCUGAUGGGGGAAUGAAUUCAAAACAAGAUGUCGUCAGGGGACCAGCUCGAAUGCGCCCAGAUCGUCCAGGUAGAGAUGGGCCUGGCCCUGCUAUGAGGGGAGCUUCUACAGCCAACCGUGGUAGGACCAGUUUCAACAGCCGAGAUGGAGGCAGACCUGUUGUUAUAGGAGAACAGCCGCACUUUGGCAGUGGCAGACAGGUGGUGGUGGAAAGGCACGGACGUGAUUCAGGUCCCAGGAAAGACUGGCACGGAGCAGCAGGACCACAGGGUGCAGGAUUCCCAGAUAACCGGAGAAUGGGAGAGAGUCGGCCAGGGAUGAUGGCGCCACACUCCAGCCAUUCCUCCACUGGAAUCAACAGAAUUGUACAGAUCACUAAUGUUCCCAUGACUGGUGGCACUGGAGGCUUUAAACCGUUUAAAGGGAGAUUCUAGCAUCUAACUAUUUCCAACAAUUUUUUAAUUUUAUUUUGAACUUUGUUUUUAAUUGGUUAAACUGCAGUCUUGAGAUUUAUUAUUAUUAUUAUAAAGAAUCAGUUUGGUUGAUGAUUUGUUUUUCUUUGUAAAGAGUUUUGCUAGCCUACAUGUAGGUUUUCGUUUCCUGAACUGUUCUUUGGUGACCUGUAAACAACCUUUGUGCACAUACAUGUAAUCCUAAAAUAGUGUAGGUGCAACCUGUGCAGAGUAUUUCUCUAUGUUUAGAUAAUGUAUAAAAACCUGUCUCUUCUGCUUUUAGCACUGCGUGUGCCACUGGACCCAUCAUUAAUUCCAUAUGCAUUUCAAUACGUGAUAUUUUUUGAUGAUAUUGAUAUUAAAUUAUGUGGAUUAUGA
This is a messenger RNA of Misgurnus anguillicaudatus (oriental weatherfish), 3432 nucleotides long. The record is from RefSeq and is a predicted model, not a curated record. NCBI's taxonomy places the organism in Eukaryota, Metazoa, Chordata, Actinopteri, Cypriniformes, Cobitidae.